GGGCCGGGGCUGCGGCCACGACCGGGACCGGGACCGGGGCCGCCACCGCCACCGGGGGCCCGGCCGGAGGCGCGGGAUGGGACGGCGGGAGCUCGGCGCGGCCGCCGUGUAGGAGCGGGCGGCGGCGGCGGCGGGGCCGGAGGCGGAGCAUGUCGUGGUUCAGCGGCAUCCUGGUGCCCAAGGUGGACGAGCGGAAGACGGCAUGGGGGGAGCGCAACGGCAAGAAGGGUGCCCGUCCCCGCGCCAGCCUCUGCGGCCCCCGCUACAUGAGCUGCCUGCAGGACCCUGAGAUGGAGCGGGGAGGGGGCCCCCCCCGGGGGCUGCACUGCACCUGGCAGGAGGAUCACUACGGCAAGAAGGGGCCCGCGGGCGACCUGGGCCUCAAAUCGGUGGACCUGUGCUUGGAGGACGGCGAAGCCAAAGCGCCGAAGCGUGCCGGGGCCCGGCCGGCGGCCGGCGAGUGCUGGCGGCGGCUGCUCCAGGUUUUCCGCUCCAAACGCUUCCAGUCGGCCAAACUGGAGCGGCUGUACCAGCGCUACUUCUUCCAGAUGAACCAGAGCAGCCUGACGGUGCUGAUGGGGGUGCUGGUGCUGGUCUGUGGGGUGAUGCUGCUCUUCCACUGCCUGCCCGGCUCCCCGCACGUGCCGGCCACCGCCGCCUUGGCCUGCGCCACGGCUCUCUUCCUGCUCCUCAUGGUGCUGUGCAGCCGCAGCGCCUUCCCCCAGGACUACAUGUGGGUGGUGAGCUACGUGGUGCUGGGGCUGCUGGCCGGCGUGCAGGCGCUGGGCACCGUGGCCGUGGCACCGCGCAGCGCGGCCGAGGGCGUCUGGUGGAGCGUCUUCUUCAUCUACAUCACCUACACGCUGCUGCCGGUGCGCAUGCGGGCGGCCGUGCUGGCCGGGGCCCUGCUCUCCCUGCUGCACCUCGCCAUCGCCUGGCACCGCAACGCCGGCGACCCCUUCCUCUGGAAGCAGCUCAGCGCCAACGCCCUGAUCUUCCUCUGCACCAACGUGGUGGGGGUCUGCACCCACUACCCGGCCGAGGUGUCGCAGCGCCAGGCCUUCCAGGAGACCCGCGGCUACAUCCAGGCGCGGCUGCACCUCCAGCGCGAGAACCGGCAGCAGGAGCGCCUGCUGCUGUCGGUGCUGCCCCAGCACGUGGCCAUGGAGAUGAAGGAGGACAUCAACACCAAGAAGGAGGACAUGAUGUUCCACAAGAUCUACAUCCAGAAGCACGACAACGUCAGCAUCCUGUUUGCAGACAUCGAGGGCUUCACCAGCCUGGCCUCGCAGUGCACGGCCCAGGAGCUGGUGAUGACGCUCAACGAGCUCUUCGCUCGCUUCGACAAGCUGGCAGCGGAGAACCACUGCCUGCGCAUCAAGAUCCUGGGUGACUGCUACUACUGUGUGUCGGGGCUGCCGGAGGCGCGGGGGGACCACGCUCACUGCUGCGUGGAGAUGGGGGUCGACAUGAUCGAGGCCAUCUCGCUGGUGCGCGAGGUGACGGGCGUGAACGUGAACAUGCGCGUGGGCAUCCACAGCGGGCGCGUGCACUGCGGCGUCCUGGGGCUGCGCAAGUGGCAGUUCGACGUCUGGUCCAAUGAUGUCACUCUGGCCAACCACAUGGAAGCCGGGGGCAAAGCCGGGCGGAUCCACAUCACCUGGGCCACGCUGCAGUACCUGAACGGGGACUACGAGGUGGAGCCGGGGCACGGCGGCGAGCGCAACGCCUACCUCAAGGAGCACAACAUCGAGACCUUCCUCAUCGUGGGCUGCAGCCAGAAGCGCAAGGAGGAGAAAGCCAUCCUGGCCAAGCUGCAGCGGGCUCGAGCCAACUCGAGCGAGGGGCUGGUGCCGCGCUGGGUGCCCGAGCGCUCCUUCUCCCGCACCAAGGACUCCAAGGCCUUCCGGCAGAUGGGCAUCGAUGACUCCAGCAAGGACAACCGUGGUGCCCAGGAGGCCCUGAACCCCGAGGACGAGGUGGAUGAGUUCCUGAGCCGGGCCAUCGACGCCCGCAGCAUCGACCAGCUCCGCAAGGACCACGUCAAGAAGUUCCUGCUCACCUUCCAGACACCUGACCUGGAGAAGAAGUACUCCAAGAAGGUGGACGACCGCUUUGGUGGCUACGUGGCCUGCACCCUCCUCGUCUUCUGCUUCAUCUGCUGCCUCCAAAUCGUGGUGUUCCCCCACUCCCCGCUGAUGCUCGGCGUCUACGUUGGCAUCUUCAUCCUCCUCGCUGCCAUCCUCUUCGUCUGUGCCAUCUACUCCUGUGUCACCGGUCCUUGGCCCCCCUCUCCCCAGCUCUUCCCCACGGCUCUGCAGCAGCUCUCCCGGAGGAUCGUCCAGUCCCGCACCUACAGCACCGGCAUCGGGGUCUUCACCAUCCUCCUGGUCUUUGUUGCUGCCUUCAUCAACAUGUUCGCCUGCAGCCGCGUGGCCCUGCAGGACUGUGCUGCCCACGAGCUCAACAUCACCCCCGAGGCCGUGGGCCCCUGUCAGCUCCGGGCCCUCAACUUCUCCCUGGGGACCCCCAUGGGCCACUGCCACCGUGCUGGGGUGGUCUGCCACUUCCCUGAGUACUUCACCUACAGCGUGGUGCUGAGCCUCCUCGCCUGCUCCGUCUUUCUGCACAUCAGCAGCAUCGGGAAGCUGCUGCUCAUGGUGGCCAUCGAGGCCACUUACCUGGUGCUGGUGGAGGGGCCCCAGGCCGCCCUCUUCGACAACGCUGACCUGCUGGUGGUGGCCAAUGCCCUGCCUUCCUUCAACAUCACCCAGGGAGCGUGCCCGGCGGAGGGGAAGGUGGCCCUGCGCUACGUCACCCCCGCCGUCCUGGCCGUGUUCGCGCUGGCGCUGUACCUGCACGCGCAGCAGGUCGAGUCCACCGCCCGCCUCGACUUCCUCUGGAAGCUGCAGGCGACGGGUGAGAAGGAGGAGAUGGAGGAGCUGCAGGCCUACAACCGGCGGCUGCUGCACAACAUCCUCCCCAAGGACGUGGCGGCGCAUUUCCUGGCGCGGGAGCGGCGCAACGACGAGCUCUACUACCAGUCCUGCGAGUGCGUGGCCGUCAUGUUCGCCUCCAUCAGCAACUUCUCCGAGUUCUACGUCGAGCUGGAGGCCAACAACGAGGGCGUCGAGUGCCUGAGGCUGCUCAACGAGAUCAUCGCCGACUUCGACGAGAUCAUCAGCGAGCAGAAGUACCGUCAGCUGGAGAAGAUCAAGACCAUCGGCAGCACCUACAUGGCGGCCUCGGGGCUCAACGCGUCCACGUACGACCGCGAGGGCCGCAGCCACAUCGCGGCCCUGGCCGACUACGCCAUGCACCUGAUGGAGCAGAUGAAGUACAUCAACGAGCACUCCUUCAACAACUUCCAGAUGAAGAUCGGCCUGAACAUGGGCCCGGUGGUGGCCGGUGUCAUCGGGGCCCGCAAACCCCAGUACGACAUCUGGGGCAACACCGUCAAUGUCUCCAGCCGCAUGGACAGCACCGGCGUCCCCGACCGCAUCCAGGUGACCACAGACCUGUACCAGGUGCUGGCGGCCAAGGGCUACGCGCUGGAGUGCCGGGGGCUGGUCAAGGUCAAGGGCAAGGGGGAGAUGACCACCUACUUCCUCAAUGCUGGCCCUCAAGAGAGUUAGUUGGGGGGACUCACGUGGUGCCCCCCAGUCCCCCCCCUCCCCCCAGCCCCAGAGAUCAGGAAAACAUCCCCAAAUCCACGUAUUUAAGAGGAAAAAGGGAGAAAGGGCCAGGAGGGAGGUGGCUGGGGGGUGCCCCUGGCUGUGCCCCCCAUGGUUGGGGGGGUGUUGGGGGGCAUUCCCCAGCCCCACACCGCGGGGGGUGGCAGGGGGGAGGGUGCAGCGUGUGUGUCCCCCCCUUUGUCCAACCCCCCCCCAUGUGCCAAAGAGGGGAGGUGGGUCCCCGGGGAAGGGCGUUGGGGUGAGGGUCUCCCCAGCCCCUCCGUGUGCCAAACUGAAGUGCCACCUGCCUGGGGGGGCGCAGGCACAGCACCGUUGUGCCCCCCCUCCCCUGCCCUUCACCGGCCAGGGGGUCCCGCUCCCUGCUGGGGGGCUGCCUUGGGGCUGCCUCUGUGGAGGGGGGGGGUGUGGGGCACCUCCCCCCUUUUAAAUGCAAAAAAAACCCCAAAUAAUAAUGAAGUGACUUUUUAUUUUUUCCUUUUCUUUCUGUUUUUUGAAGCAGUUUUUUUUUGGGGGGGGCGCUGAGGGGUGGGGGAGGGGAGGAGGCAGCACCUCCUCUCCCCCCCCUGCUCGUGCCAGCCCUGAGGUACUUUGUCCUUCGUGUGUACAGAUAAAUUAUAUAUAAAACUCACUUUGGAUACGA
Molecule: messenger RNA, 4335 nt
Organism: Colius striatus (speckled mousebird)
Lineage: Eukaryota; Metazoa; Chordata; Aves; Coliiformes; Coliidae
Gene: ADCY6
Product: adenylate cyclase 6
Exons: 22
Coding region: 150-3635 (1161 amino acids)
Biological process (GO): intracellular signal transduction; adenylate cyclase-activating G protein-coupled receptor signaling pathway; adenylate cyclase-inhibiting G protein-coupled receptor signaling pathway
Cellular component (GO): plasma membrane
Molecular function (GO): adenylate cyclase activity
Source: RefSeq, a predicted model, not a curated record